GAAACGCGGAGUUCGAAUAUCUUGAAAACGUCCCCAUGAUCGACCCUAUUGGUCGACCUCAGGCCUCGGGCGUCAGCCUUCUCGGUGGUUGACUUGCUGGAACGACCAACAUGGAUGAGGCUGACUACCCUGUGCAGAUAAGUACCUUACCCCCCUUCUUUGUCCUAAACUCCCGGAACGACGAGACCAAUGGCUGCCACUGAAGACGCGUUCAAACUCCUUGCCAGAAUUGCUGACGCCUUCGACAAUCCUUCCUCCCGCGAGUCACGCAAAGACUUUCGCGUAAACACCAUCAAGAUCCACAGGCCCCAGACAAGUCGCUCCAGUCAAGAAAGCCAAGUCCAGCAUGCUCGCUAUCCCCGUCGCGAGCCCUCUUUCUUUGAUGCCAGCUACAUCUACGAUGAUGAUGAACUCGCCGAUACAUCGACUAUGGGAAAUCGUUCAUGCGCUUCGUCUGAGACUAUCAAGAGCCUCACCAGAAUUACCUCGUACGACGAUGCAUUCUAUACCUGCGAUGAUACAAUUGCCUUGGAUGAUGAAUCGCCCUGUGACGAAAUGACAAAGAUGCUUUUUUCCAACAGCAGCCCGCUUGACAGACUCAACAACCUUGCUCGUGCCGAACUCAAAAAGACCGGCUGGUUCGAACGACCUGACCAGUGGUCUAUCGUCAACAUGGGCCUUGCAAAUCCAAUGACACACACACGUGGAACUACCUCUCCCCCCAAAACCCCUCCAGUCAUCCUCACCCCAAUCCUCCCUUCCACACCCACCAUCACAGCCAUCCCCCCUCCAUCCUUUUCCGAAAUCGAAAUCUUACCAUCCCCAUAUUCACCCAUGAAAACUUAUUCCCCCACCUUCAAAGCCAGCACCCCAAACGGCAAAUACAGCUCCAGCUCACACGAUAGCUUUCCAGACUUCAGCUCGCUCUCGUACGCCCCACUGGCACCCGGCGAACCAGAGCCUCCGAAACGUUUUGGCGUGAGUAGCCGCGUCAAAGAGCUCAUGAAGCGCGUCUUGCACGUGAACGCUGGCGUGCAUCCGGGCGGGAGGUCGAGACAGUCUUUGCUUAUGGGUGUAGGCUUGCGGCCUGCUUCUACGGCUGGAGGGUCUUCGGGUACCUGGGCGUUUGCUAGUAUGGGAUCCACGCAUACACAGGCGGGGAAGCGAUGGAGUGGGCUUUGGCAUUGAUCGAUAUUUAACGCAGAUGCGGUUCAUAAUUUUAUUUUAUUUUGUAUUUUAUUUUGUAUUCUUUUCUGACUCACUGUAUUCGAAAUAUUUCUGUUCAGCCCAAGUAGUACUGCUAUGAAUGUUUACGAUCAAUCCAGGGUC
Molecule: messenger RNA, 1329 nt
Organism: Suillus clintonianus
Lineage: Eukaryota; Fungi; Basidiomycota; Agaricomycetes; Boletales; Suillaceae
Exons: 5
Coding region: 190-1188 (332 amino acids)
Source: RefSeq, a predicted model, not a curated record